CACGGAUUUCCCUACGUCACACGAUCGUUGCUGAGAAACUUCAUCAACACAUCAGCAAGAUGGGCGGUCAAUAUGCCCCCCGGCAGCUCUAUUACAACGGCUCUGUCCAGAAGGCGACAUCCUCAAAGACCUUCCAAUCAAUAGAUCCUUCGACGGGAACUCCACUUGCGGAAAUCCACGUCGCAUCCAACAGAGAUGUAGACGCCGCGAUCUCUUCGGCGACAGAGGCGUUCAAGACAUGGUCCACAACGCCGGCCAUCGCCCGCGCGCGCAUUCUCUUAAAAGCCGUCAAGAUCCUCCGUGAUCGCAAUGAUGAAAUUGCAAAAGUCGAGACACAGGACACCGGCAAGCCGUUCUCCGAAACGAGCACAGUCGAUGUGGUGACCGGCGCAGAUGUCGCCGAAUACUUUGCCAAUCUUGUGGGAGGAGGUGGACUAAACGGAGAGACAGCCCAACUACGCGAAGACGCAUGGGUAUACAGCAAGAAAGAGCCACUCGGCGUCUGUGCAGGCAUCGGAGCUUGGAAUUACCCCAUUCAGAUCGCGUUAUGGAAAUCUGCGCCGUGCCUUGCUGCCGGAAACACAAUGAUCUACAAACCUAGCGAAUUCACCCCCAUGCACGGACAGAUCCUCGCUGAAGUCUACACCGAAGCUGGCGUCCCAGCAGGCGUCUUCAACAUUGUCAACGGCGCAGGCGACGUGGGCGGCUAUCUCACAUCCCACCCAGGCGUCGCCAAAGUCUCCUUCACCGGCCAGGUCUCGACCGGCAAAAAGGUCGCCGGUGCGGCUGCCGGGAAUAUGAAAUACGUUACGAUGGAGCUCGGCGGAAAGAGUCCACUCAUCGUCCUGCCGGACAGCGACCUAGAAAACGCCGUUGACGGCGCCAUGAUGGCUAACUUUUUCAGCACGGGUCAGGUAUGCACCAACGGCACGCGGGUUUUCGUGCACGAAAGCAUGAAGAGCGCUUUUGAGAAGCGCCUGGUCGAGAAGAUGCAGUACAUCCGCGCGGGCGAUCUCUGGGAUAUGAACACAAACUUUGGUCCUCUCGUAUCAGGCGUACACCGCGAGAAGGUGCUGGGAUACAUCAAACACGGCGUCGAGGUCGACAAGGCGAAGCUGCUUUACGGAGGACUCGGGCAGCCGUCAGUACCACAAGGCCUGGAGAAGGGCUUCUGGGUCAAGCCGACAGUCUUUACGGAUUGCACCGACUCGAUGAAAAUUAUCAAGGAGGAAAUCUUCGGGCCGGUACUGUGUAUCCUGACAUACUCUGCCGUGGACGAGGUCAUCCAGCGAGCCAAUGACACCCCGUUGGGCCUCGCAGCAGGCGUCUUUACCAAAAAUCUAAACCUCGCGCACAAGGUGAUCGGCAAGCUAGAGGCAGGUAUCACAUGGGUCAAUACAUGGGGAGAGAGCCCGGCAGAGAUGAGCGUGGGUGGAUGGAAACAGAGCGGUAUGGGUGUAGAGAAUGGCCGACGAGGAAUCGAGGCGUGGGUGAGGAACAAGAGCACUUUGGUAGAUAUGAGUGGUGCCAGUGUGACAGUUUACUCCAAGUUAUAACGGCAAAUACAGCUUAUUGUACAAUCUUUUGUUGAUGUCUUCCUGACGAAGCGCGCAUGGCCGUUGAAAGAUUCUUUGCGCAUAUCAUCAGCGGCAAGGAAGGCCAUGUUCUUGACUGCUAUAUGCGCGUGAGUUCAAGGUAGCCGAUUCUCCCCUGAGAUUUGUACGACAUCGUCUACUGCAACAGCACGAGGGUUGUCAUUGCUUGGAUGUAGUGAAGCUAUGGAACGUUAUAUAGCGCUGCCAUCCAUUCCAUAGCUCCCCUUAACAGCCACUCAAACAUCUUAGCACCGUCUCAAGCAUCCACGGUCCUGCACGUCAUAGUUCUGAUAUACAUAACCAUAUCCCCAAAGCCCCUCGUUAACACCUACAUAGCAGUUUCCUUGGCCCUGUCGAGCAACGUCGUCGAAUAAAGUAGCAAUUGCACCAAAUUGGUCUCUGGUAUAGCAUACCGACAGGGCAUUAGUGACUUGGGGUUCGAAGUACAGAUAGACGUCGUCGCAUGCCACACACGCCCAGUUGCUCUGGUCGACACAGAAUCCCGCUGGCGUGCUCGCCCAUAGUUUCGUAAAUGCACUAUGAACCUUUAGAAACCCACCCCAGCCUGGCCCAC
Messenger RNA from Pseudogymnoascus destructans, 2169 nucleotides. RefSeq lists its product as uncharacterized. NCBI's taxonomy places the organism in Eukaryota, Fungi, Ascomycota, Leotiomycetes, Thelebolales, Thelebolaceae. The record is from RefSeq and is a predicted model, not a curated record. The coding region runs from base 60 to 1556 and encodes 498 amino acids. Gene Ontology annotation, molecular function: aldehyde dehydrogenase (NAD+) activity. The transcript has a single exon.